This is a messenger RNA of Penicillium angulare, 684 nucleotides long. RefSeq names its product glutathione S-transferase family protein. Bases 1 to 684 code for a protein of 227 amino acids. NCBI's taxonomy places the organism in Eukaryota, Fungi, Ascomycota, Eurotiomycetes, Eurotiales, Aspergillaceae. The transcript has 4 exons. The record is from RefSeq and is a predicted model, not a curated record.
AUGUUUACUAUUCAACCGCUCAAGCUCUGGGGUCACUGGGGUGGCCCUAAUCCAUGGAAGGUUUGCAUGCUUCUCGAGGAGCUGAAGCUCCCUUAUGACCUCCAAAUUGUGGAGUUUACCGAUGUCAAGCAGUCACAAUACCUAGAGCUUAACCCCAACGGGCGCUUACCCACACUAGAGGAUCCUAACACAGGCAUUACGCUUUGGGAGACUGCUGCGAUCAUUCUUUACCUGAUAGAGCAGUAUGAUAAAGAGAAUAUCCUAUCGUAUGGCCAAAGCCCCGAGAAACACUUGUGUCAACAGUGGCUAGCCUUCCAGGCCUCUGGCCAAGGUCCGUACUUUGGUCAAGCAACUUGGUUCGCUCGCUUCCAUCCGGAGAAGCUCCCAUCCGCCACAAAUCGGUAUCUCGAUGAAAUCCUUCGAGUGACCGGGGUUUUGGAAGAAGGGUUGGCACGAAGUGCCACAGGCUGGCUCGUAGGUGACAAGUGCACUUACGCUGAUCUGUCAUUCGUCACAUGGGCUGGCGUCGGCGAGGGGCUACUUCACGAGCUGAACCGAGCGGAUGGCGUGGAGGAGAAGUAUCCUAGAUACACGGCUUGGCUUGCGUCAUUAAAAAAGAGAGAGAAGGUGGCUAAGUGUCUGGAUCUCAUUGCGGAGGGAAGAGCUGCACAUGGCUUGAGAUGA